CACUGCCUGGCUAAACCACUCCCCUCUCUAAAACAACCGUGAACAGAGUUGUUUGGUGAGUCCGCAAAGGACACGACGUCGAAACGCUGGGAUCAAAUUGAAGGAUUCUCCCACAACAAAUACAGCACAAACAUGCCAAACUGGGGAGGAGGUAACAAGUGUGGUGCCUGCCAGGGGACGGUGUACCAUGCCGAGGAGGUGCAGUGUGAUGGGAAGAGCUUCCACAAAUGCUGCUUCCUGUGCAUGGUCUGCAGAAAGGGUUUAGACAGCAACAAUGUGGCCAUCCACGACACUGAGAUCUACUGCAAGUCCUGCUAUGGAAAGAAGUACGGCCCCAAGGGCUACGGCUACGGUCAGGGAGCUGGGACACUCAGCAUGGACCGUGGAGAGAGACUGGGGAUCAAACCAGAGGAGACCCAGUGUCACAGACCCACCACCAACCCCAACCCCUCCAAAUUCGCCCAGAAGUUCGGGGGCUCGGAUAAGUGUGGCCGGUGUGGGGAGUCAGUGUACGCUGCGGAGAAGAUCGUGGGGGCAGGCAAGGUGAGCAUAGACCAUGGCAUAAGAACUGCUUCCGCUGUGCCAAGUGUGGGAAGAGCCUGGAGUCUACCACCCAGACAGAGAAAGAUGGAGAGAUCUACUGCAAAGCAUGUUACGCAAAGAACUUUGGACCCAAAGGAUUUGGUUAUGGCCAGGGAGCUGGUGCUCUGGUGCAUGCCGAAUGAUGAUCACCCUCAAGACCAGGCAUUUCUGACUGUGAAAACCGCUGUACUACGUAGUUUUUUUAAAGGCUGGGGGAGGAUUUACCAUUUACAAUAAAUAAAAAGCUAUACCUAAAACAA
Molecule: messenger RNA, 842 nt
Organism: Oncorhynchus nerka (sockeye salmon)
Lineage: Eukaryota; Metazoa; Chordata; Actinopteri; Salmoniformes; Salmonidae
Gene: csrp2
Product: cysteine and glycine-rich protein 2
Exons: 6
Coding region: 133-819 (228 amino acids)
Biological process (GO): actin cytoskeleton organization
Cellular component (GO): cytoplasm
Source: RefSeq, a predicted model, not a curated record